UCAAAAUUAUAGUAGAGGCGGCGGUAAAAAGUCAAUCGGAACUUCCAACGUUUUGUGGUCGGAGUAGAAGUAUCGUUUGUUCCUACAAAUAACCUUUUGACUAAAUAGAAAACUAAUCACUGAAAAUGGGAGUUCCAGCAUUUUUCCGUUGGUUAUCAAAAAAAUAUCCAUUGAUAGUUGUGCAUUGUGUCGAAGAAAAGGCGAAAGAGUGCAAUGAUGUAAAAGUUCCAGUUGACACAAGUCUACCUAAUCCUAAUGAUUAUGAGUUUGAUAACCUUUACUUAGACAUGAAUGGUAUAAUUCAUCCUUGCUCCCAUCCUGAAAAUAAACCAGCACCAAAAAAUGAAACAGAAAUGAUGUUGAAUAUUUUUGAAUAUAUUGACAGAAUAUUUUCAAUUGUACGCCCAAGACGGCUGUUGUACAUGGCUAUAGAUGGAGUGGCUCCAAGAGCUAAGAUGAAUCAACAAAGAUCUCGUAGAUUUCGAGCAGCAAAAGAUGCAAGGGAGUCUAAAGAAAUCAUCCAUAACAUAAAGCAGAAGUUAAUUGAAAAAGGGGCAGUUCUUCCUCCUGAACCAGAAAAGAAAGAAUCUUUUGACAGUAAUUGUAUAACUCCUGGCACUGAAUUUAUGGAUAGGUUAGCUGUAUGCUUACGUUAUUAUAUUGCUCAUCGCUUGACAAAUGAUCCUGGGUGGAAAAAUAUAAAGGUGAUUUUGUCUGAUGCAAAUACCCCUGGAGAAGGUGAACAUAAAAUAAUGGAUUUUAUACGCAAACAAAGAGCACAACCUGACCACGAUCCAAACACUAAGCACUGUCUUAAUGGAGCCGAUGCUGAUUUGAUUAUGUUAGGAUUGGCCACUCAUGAAGUCCAUUUUACUAUUUUAAGAGAAGAAUUUAAACCUAAUCAAAAAAGACCAUGUGAAAUUUGUGGGCAAAUUGGUCAUGAAAAGACAGAUUGUGAAGGUUUACCAAAAGAAAAUUUAGGGUCAAACUGUGUUGAAACUCCGAUUGUUCAAGAUGUUGAAUUUAUUUUCAUUCGUCUUCAUGUCCUGAGAGAAUACUUAGAACGUGAAUUAAAGAUGGAAGGGCUUCCUUUUUACAAUUUUGAGAGAGCAUUAGAUGAUUGGGUGUUUAUGUGUUUUUUUGUUGGUAAUGAUUUUUUACCUCAUCUUCCUUCAUUAGAGAUCAGAGAAGGAGCAAUUGAUCGUCUUGUUAACAUUUACAAAAGAUGUUUGCCACAAUUGGGUGGUUAUCUUGGUGACAGUGGGAUUGUAAAUUUAAAAAGAGCACAACGUAUUUUACAAGAAGUUGGUGAUGUUGAAGAUGAAAUCUUUAGAAAAAGACAGCAGUUUGAGGAAAAUAUGAAAGCACGAAAAAAGCAAAACGAUGAACGCAACAAGCGACAAAAAAUGGAAGGCUGUGAUUCCCCCUUUUGGUCACCAAGGAUGAAUGGAACACCCCUUGGUGCAAAUCAUUCACCUUUUAUGAGAACUCCUAGCGCAUUUAAUGAAGUUUCACCAAAUAUGAAAGCAGCAUCUGAUUUAAGACAACAGCUAACACCUUCAACAAAUAAUAGUUCGAACUCCAUACAAGCUACACCAACAAGCACAAGUAGAAAAAGACAUUUAGAAGAUAAUGUAGAAAAAAAUGAGUCUGAUGAUGAACCAGUUGAUAAUAUCAGACUUUGGGAAGAGGGCUGGAAAGAGCGAUAUUAUUUGCACAAAUUUAGUGUUUCGAAAGAAAAAGAUCCAGUAUAUUUUCAGAAGUUUCGCAAGCAUACUGCUAAUGAGUAUGUAAUUGGUUUGUGUUGGGUGCUACGCUAUUAUUAUCAGGGUUGUUGUUCAUGGAAUUGGUUUUAUCCUUUUCACUAUGCUCCUUUUGCAUCUGAUUUUGGUGAUAUUGAAGACUUAGAUGUAAAGUUCGAGAAAGGCACAGUACCUUUUAAACCGUUGGAACAGCUUAUGAGUGUUUUCCCUGCUGCAAGUGGAAAAUUUUUACCUCCAACAUGGAGAUCUCUAAUGUCAAGUCCGGAUUCUCCUAUUAUUGAUUUUUAUCCUACAGAUUUUAAAAUUGAUUUAAAUGGAAAAAAGUUUGCAUGGCAAGGUGUGGCACUUCUUCCGUUUGUCGAUGAAAAAAGACUUCAUAGAACACUUGUUAGUGUGUACAAUGACUUGACAGAGGAUGAGAUUCGAAGGUCACGUCGUGAUGAUGAAGUGUUGUUUGUAGGAAAAGCCAAUCCUCUUUUUGACUACCUUAUAGGUUUACAUGAAAGUGGAAUGUUAAAAGAGAAACAGAACAUUGUCACAGAUUUAUCCUUGGGUGUCAGAGGAACAGUGUACUAUGAUGAAAAUGGAGUUCUUCCAGGAAAGCGAUACGUGUGUCCGCUACCUGACGGUGAACAUAUUGAUUGUACACAAACGUUUAGUGUAAAGUACAACGAUCCUGUUUAUGAAGAAGAUUUCAUUUAUCUUGCCAGAGUUCUCGAUAAAGCAACGCCACCAGACCGUAUAUUAAAACCAGGAGAUUUUGAGCAAAAUAGACAGUGGUCGCCUAUGCCAGGCAUGGGUCGUGGUUCACGUAAUCCCAACCAUAUAGGAAGCGGUGGUCAUAGAAUGAUACGACAUGAACUGGCUUCUAAUAGUAUCUCGCCUCGCUAUCGAACAUCGUCGCCUUAUGCACAAACCCCUUUAUCUUAUCAAAGUCAUCAAGACGGGGGUCGCAACAAUAGUUUUAGUGGCUACAAUAAUUCACCAAGAAGUUAUCAUACCUCUCCGGUAAAUAUCAAUAGUUCUAGAAACUACAACAAUAAUACUAGAAGUUGUGAUAAUUCACCAAGAAGUUAUAAUUCACCAAGAGACAAUCAAACAUAUAACCGAGGUGAUUAUCACUCUCCUCGCCUUGUUUAUAAUUCGUCACGUGAUCAUAAUUCAUCGUUUGGAAGUUAUGGCACACCUCAAAGAACAUUCAGCUCGCCACAAAUCGAAGGAUGUAAUCAGCAACCAUGGAGCAGUGUUAGGCCUUCUUUUUGUUUACCAUCCCCGCAUAGCGACAGAGACGAUCUUGAACGCCAACGUUAUAGUGCUGAUCGUGGAAAAAAUCAAAGUCAAAAUGAUAACCGUCGACGAUCUUAUUCAGAUGUUCAAAAACCGAGGUGGUAGCUACUAAAACAACUAAGCUAAAAGUUAUUAUUUAAAAAAAAAUAACAGCUUUCUGGCACAAUAUUGUUCCUUCAAUUUUUAAAUUUUAGAAACUACCGCAAAAUGUAUUUGAUGAGUUAAAUAGAUUAAUUGCUAACUGA
Messenger RNA from Hydra vulgaris (swiftwater hydra), 3295 nucleotides. RefSeq names its product 5'-3' exoribonuclease 2. The record is from RefSeq and is a predicted model, not a curated record. Lineage: Eukaryota; Metazoa; Cnidaria; Hydrozoa; Anthoathecata; Hydridae. Gene Ontology annotation, biological process: nucleobase-containing compound metabolic process. Gene Ontology annotation, molecular function: nucleic acid binding; 5'-3' RNA exonuclease activity. Gene Ontology annotation, cellular component: nucleus.